AUGUGGAAGCUACUGCAAUCGCGUUGCUGCUGCUGGUGGAUUUUCUCUCUUAUUUUGCCAGCCUUCGCGCUCCUCUGGGCCGAUUGUCAUCCUGCACCAACAGGAUGCCAAGCCGAGUCCCAAGCCCCUGUCCACGGCCUUCGCAGAGCCACAGCUGGUGGGACACGACUCCGGAGAGCUGCCACCGAGGAGGCCUACUGGGCUUACUCAGGUAUAUAUGGGCCAGACGAGGGCUGGGCGUCUGCCUACCCAGAAUGCAGAGAGAAAAACCAGUCACCAAUCAACAUUGUGGACCAGGAUACCAAAGUAUCCACAGACUAUCAGGAACUGACACUGGAGGGCCUUGAUACGGAAUCCUCUAAUAAGACGUCCAUGAAGAACACCGGCAAAACAGUGGCCAUUAUGUUGAAGGAUGAUUACUUUGUUCGAGGAGCAGGCCUACCAGGGAGAUUUAAGGCAGAAAAAGUGGAGUUUCACUGGGGUCCAAGCAACGGAUCGGAGGGCUCGGAACACAGCAUCAACGGCCGACGCUACCCUGUGGAGAUGCAGAUCUACAUGUACAACUCAGAUGACUUCGACAGUCUCAGCGCAGCGCUCAGGGAGAAGAGGAUCAUCGCAGCCAUGGCUGUGUUUUUCCAGGUGGGAGGGAAGGACAAUCCUGCUGUCGACCCCAUAAUCCAUGGUCUGAAGGGUGUGGUCCAUCAUGAAAAAGAGACUUUCCUGGAACCAUUUGUGCUCAAGGACCUACUGCCAUCCACUCUGGGAAGUUACUACCGCUAUACCGGCUCUCUGACCACUCCGCCCUGCAGUAAGGUGGUGGAGUGGAUCAUCUUCAGUAGACCUAUCUACGUCUCAUACAAACAGUUGGAGGCUUUCUACUCUAUCUUCACCACAGAGCAGCAGGACCAUGUUAAGUCAGUGGAGUAUCUGCGCAGCAACUUCAGGCCCAUCCAGAACCUGGAUAAUCGCCACGUCUUCAAAUCAGCUGUCAAAGACGCCUGGCUACCGGACCUGACUGACAGCGCCAGCGGGCCAUAUGGCACGGAGGCUUCCAAAGUGUGCAGCAGCGCUCCCAUCAACAUGAAGGUGCAGCAUGUGAACGGCAGCGCUCUGGUGGUCCGCUGGACCCGUCCGGAGGUCACCUACCACCCACCCAUCCUCCACUUCCUGGUGUCCUACAGCUGGACGGCCCAUGACGACAGCUACGAGGAGACGCAUCUCACCGACGCCAAACACAAACUGGAGGCCAUCAUCUCUCCUGUCUCCCCCGAUGUACUGUACCUGUUUCGGGUCCAGGCCGUUUGCAUGAACGACAUGCGCAGUGACUUCAGCCAGAGCAUGCUCUUCAGAGCAAACACCACCAGGAUCUUUGAGGGGACGAGAAUUGUGAAAACUGGAAUGCCAACAGUCUCUCCAGCCUCCUCAGCUGACAUGGCUCCCAUUUCCUCCGGCUCAUCUACCUGGACUUCCUCAGGCAUCCCCUUCUCCUUCGUCUCCAUGGCGACAGGCAUCGGCCCGUCCUCCAGCGGGAGCCAGGCGACGGUGGCGUCCGUGGUGACCAGCACCUUACUGGCUGGGCUGGGCUUCAGCGGUGGCGUCAUCUCCUCUUUUCCCAGCUCUGUUUGGCCGAGCAGAGCCCCGAGCCGGAGUCCCACCACAGCACGCCAGACCGCAGAGCCCACCAAAGACGUCGCCACCUCUGCCUCUGCUGUCGUUGCGGCUGCAGCCAAAGAUAACAGUGAACCUGGGGGUGAGGACAAGGAGACAGGAAAGGGUCAAGGAGAGGAUGGAGAGAGGGAAGGAGAGGACAAGGAUGAAGAGGAGGAAGAGGAAGAGAAAGACGGGAAGAAGGAGAGGAAAGGAUCAGGACGUGUGGGCAAAGUAGGGAGGAGGGAACACAGCACAGCGGUCAAUGAGCCUCCCAGCGAGACGCCAGACUCCACCGCAAAGGAGAAAAAACAGACUGAACCGGAUCCAACUAGAGUCAAAGACCAGCUGAAGGCGUAUACCCACAAUCUACUUGACUUUAACCCCACUACCACCACAGAGGCAGCCAAUGAAACAGCAGCGCUCCCUGCUCCCCAGGACCCCACAGCGACACUGAGACCCAGCACAGGGAGGGACAAGAAGCACUGGCCUUUCUCCAUUCACACCGGGAGGAGAUGCAGAGUUAGUGAGGAUGAGAGCCAGCUGUGGUGCAGUGCAGGGCCCCGGUCUGAUGUAAUGUUCGGCUCCAGGCAAAGCUGCAGAAUGAAGGCCACGGGGGCCGGCGUCAGCUCCGUUAACGUCAUGGCUGCAGCAGCUGAACUGGACCGUCCCAGUGCGGUGACCAAUCUGACCGGCCAGGCCAGGCCUGGGUCUGGGACAGGGCUGGGCCGCGUGGAGUGGCUGGUACCUUUGGUGGUGGUCUCAGCCCUGACCUUCCUCUGCCUCGUCCUCCUGCUGGCUGUGCUCGUCUACUGGAGGCGCUGUUUCCAGUCAGCUGAUUUCUAUGUGGAGGACAGCAGUUCGCCCAGGGUGGUGUCCAAUGAGACGAUCCCUGCCAUCCCCAUCCCAGAUGACAUGGAAGCCAUUCCAGUCAAGCAGUUCAUCAAACACGUCUCUGAGCUCUACUCAAAUAACCAACAUGGAUUCUCUGAAGAUUUUGAGGAGGUUCAGCGGUGCACUGCCGACAUGAAGAUCACAUCAGAGCACUCCAACCACCCUGACAACAAGCACAAGAACAGAUACAUCAACAUAGUGGCCUAUGACCACAGCCGGGUGAAGCUAAGGCUGCUCGCUGGGAAGGACUCCAAACACACCGACUACAUCAAUGCCAACUAUGUGGAUGGUUAUAAUAAGACUCAAGCCUACAUCGCAGCCCAGGGACCUCUCAAGUCCACCUUUGAGGACUUUUGGCGAAUGGUGUGGGAGCAAAAUACUGGCGUCAUCGUCAUGAUCACCAACUUAGUGGAGAAAGGACGGAGAAAAUGUGACCAGUACUGGCCAACGGAGAACAGCGAAGAGUAUGGCAACAUGGUCGUCACAUUGAAGAGCACCAAAAUUCACGCCUGCUACACCGUUCGCCGUUUCACACUGCGCAACGCAAAAGUCAAAAAGGCUGGGAAGGGGAAUGCUAAGGCUUGGGCUCAGAAUGAACGGACCGUGCUCCAGUAUCAUUACACCCAGUGGCCAGACAUGGGUGUCCCAGAGUACACCCUGCCUGUCCUCGCCUUUGUCCGCAGGUCCUCAGCUGCCCAGAUGCCCGAUAUGGGACCCAUGCUCGUUCACUGCAGUGCCGGAGUGGGUCGGACAGGGACGUACAUCGUCAUCGACAGCAUGCUGCAGCAGAUCAAAGACAAGAGCACAGUAAAUGUACUCGGCUUCCUCAAACACAUACGCACCCAGCGCAACUACCUUGUCCAGACUGAGGAGCAGUACAUCUUCAUCCACAAUGCCUUGAUGGAAGCUAUUUUGGGGAAGGAGACAGAAAUGGCGGCCAGCCAGCUUCAGAGCUACUUCACCAGCAUCACGACACCAGGACACAACGGCCAGACACGUCUGGAUAAACAAUUCAAGCUGGUAACACAGUGCAAUGCUAGAUUCAUGGAAUGCUUCAACGCUCAGAAGGAGUGCAACAAAGAGAAAAACCGGAAUUCCUCUGUGGUGCCAUCGGAGGGAGCAAGGGUCGGCCUGUCACCUUUGCCUGGCAUCAAAGGAACCGAUUACAUUAACGCCUCUUACAUCAUGGGCUACUACCGGAGUAAUGAAUUCAUAAUUACCCAGCAUCCUCUGCCCCACACCACAAAAGACUUCUGGAGAAUGAUCUGGGACCACAAUGCACAAAUUAUUGUUAUGCUGCCUGCCAACCACGGACUGGCGGAGGAUGAGUUUGUGUACUGGCCCAGUCGGGAGGAGGCCAUGAACUGUGAAGCGUUCACUGUCACCCUCAUCAGUAAAGACCGACUCUGUCUGUCCAACGAGGAGCAGAUCAGCAUCCAUGACUUCAUCCUCGAAGCUACACAGGAUGACUAUGUAUUAGAGGUUCGUCACUUUCAGUGCCCCAAGUGGCCGAACCCUGAUGCACCCAUCAGCAGCACCUUUGAGCUCAUCAACAUCAUCAAAGAGGAGGCGGCCACCCGUGACGGACCAACCAUCGUCCACGACGAGUUGGGAACAGUGUCAGCUGGCAUGUUGUGUGCCCUCACCACCCUGUCUCAGCAGCUGGAGAGCGAGGGCACCGUCGACAUCUACCAAGUGGCCAAGAUGAUCAACCUCAUGAGGCCAGGAGUCUUCACAGACACUGACCAGUACCAGUACCUAUACAAAGCUCUGCUCAGCCUCAUUAGCACCACGGAGAACAGCUCUGGACCUCUGGCGAGGGACAUUAACGGGACCAUGGUGUCUAUGUCCGACCAGUCCGACCAGGCAGAGAGCAUGGAGUCAUUGGUGUGAGAGAGGCCCCUUCAGAACCCCGGAGCUGAGCUGAGGGCAUCCUGUGGUGGGUCCAAACACCCUGAGAGGUCCCCCAAACCCACAAAGGAGGCACUUAACUUUGUAAAACGGAACUAUAGCGGACAAGACUUUUUGAGGCCUUUUUUGCCAGACUCUUGGUUAAAAUGAAUAACCUGAUUACUUUUUUACACUGAUAAAAAGUUUUUGAUAUUUAUUUUUUUUCGCCAUUUUAUGUCUUAAUGUUCUCCUACUGAAGGGUUUGCACCUGCAUUUUUAAGUUUCACAACGGCGUCGGUAGGCAACGAGAAACACUUUUCUGUCUUUUCUUGUUUGCACUAUAUAAUGUCAGUGUUACUGCCUAUACUAAAGCUGACUCACUUGGCUUUUCUUCACUUGAGCUCUGAUUUUUUUUUUCUUUUUUUUUUGACAUUCCACGCCUAUGGCCCUUAUUAAACCAACUGCUUCUGUGAAGGACUUUGUUCUGCCUGCUACCUACCAGUUAAGGCAGCGGAUGGAGGACGGCGCAGACUCUCAGCCUCAGUAACAAAAUGCUGGUCGACUUCAGCUCAGUAUUACCUCCUCCACCCUGCUCAUCUAUAAUACUCAUAUUACCACUCAUUUAUCACAAGAACCAAGAUCUUUAAACCUAUUGCCACAGACAAGUAGCGCUUUUUUUCUGAAAGUAAUUUCCUCUUAACUUUUUUUUUCUUUUGCCUUGUUUUGUCGUCACUCUCUCUCUUAUUAGCGAGUCACACCCAUGUUAGAAUUACCUAUGGUGGUGUAACAACUGCUACUGUGAAC
Messenger RNA from Toxotes jaculatrix (banded archerfish), 5235 nucleotides. RefSeq names its product receptor-type tyrosine-protein phosphatase gamma-like. Gene Ontology annotation, molecular function: protein tyrosine phosphatase activity; protein binding. The record is from RefSeq and is a predicted model, not a curated record. Gene Ontology annotation, biological process: protein dephosphorylation. The coding region runs from base 1 to 4434 and encodes 1477 amino acids. The transcript has 30 exons. Lineage: Eukaryota; Metazoa; Chordata; Actinopteri; Toxotidae.